Dentiscutata erythropus is the source of this 474-nucleotide messenger RNA. The record is from the annotation of a GenBank genome assembly. Lineage: Eukaryota; Fungi; Glomeromycota; Glomeromycetes; Diversisporales; Gigasporaceae.
AUGGUAUAUUUCAGAUUGGAAGGUUUAAAAAUCUCAGAUGCUUUAAUCAGUACAAUUCUCUAUUCAUGUCCGGAUAUAUGCUUUCUUAUUCUUGAUAAAAGUAAGGGUUUCACUAAUAUACCAAUUAUAGAAAUUGUGAGAUUUUCUCCAAAACUACAGCAUCUGAGUCUUAAUUCAUGUAUAUGUCUCACUAAUCGAUGUAUUACCGAAAUUGCUCGCUCAUGUCCAAAACUUAGACAUCUUGAGCUUGGUGGUUGUUCGAUUGGUGAUAAAGCUGUAGAGGAAAUAGCCCGCAACUGUACUAAUUUGAAAUAUCUUAGUUUGAAGGGUUGUAAAGGGAUUAGUGAAGAAGUGAUAAAAAAGCUCAAUCUGAAAAUUAAAAUCGAAUAUCCUCUACCUUUACUAUGGCCUAUCUUUACUGGUAUACAUCAGUUGAAACGGAUUAUGUCUGGCAUCACUGAUAUUUUAGCAUGA